Messenger RNA from Synchiropus splendidus (mandarinfish), 7270 nucleotides. Its product is annotated as serine/threonine-protein kinase WNK1-like. The transcript has 34 exons. Gene Ontology annotation, biological process: protein phosphorylation; monoatomic ion homeostasis; intracellular signal transduction. NCBI's taxonomy places the organism in Eukaryota, Metazoa, Chordata, Actinopteri, Syngnathiformes, Callionymidae. The record is from RefSeq and is a predicted model, not a curated record. The coding region runs from base 408 to 6083 and encodes 1891 amino acids. Gene Ontology annotation, molecular function: chloride channel inhibitor activity; protein serine/threonine kinase activity; potassium channel inhibitor activity. Gene Ontology annotation, cellular component: cytoplasm; cytosol.
CGGAGAGAAGUUCCGACCCACCGCAGCAGGCAGCUGUUGCUCGCGCUCGGCACCGGGGGGGGUGGGCUCUGGCUUGGACCGAAACACGACUCGUGGCCGCCAUUUUCACGCCGCUGACUGUGUGAGUGUGAGUGAAGCGACUUUGGCAGGCGUCCGUCGGCGGACGAGGCUCCCCGCCCACCCGCCUCUCCUGCACCUGGGGCCGAACAAGUCUGUCUACAUUCGGCUGGGAACUUCCGUUUGACUUGCAGUGGAGAUUUGUGACGCACUUUGCCGCCACGGAGGAGGAGUGACAGAACCUGGCCCUGCAGCUCGGAUGUCCUCUUUAGGAUGGCCCGCGGACACUGACCCACUGAAACCCUCGACAGCCUCCAGCCUCGGCGGCGCCUCUCGCUUCGGUGGUCAUCAUGUCUCACGACAGGGAGGACGGGUUCCUUGGCCCCGUCCUGGCUGCGCCGCCGUGUCCCUCACCUCUCACCCCUCACAAGAACCUGACCAGCCUGUCCAACUCCGACUCGCUGGUGGCUGAGAAGCUGGAGCCGCAGGAGGUCCGGCGGCGCCGCCACACGCUGGACCGGGACUCCAGGACGGCCGAGCAUCGCUUCUUCCGCCGCAGCGUGAUCUGUGACUCCAACGUGACGGCGCUGGACCUGCCGAGCAAAGGUGCCGUGAGCCUGGCGUCCCCGCCCCUGACUGUCCGUCCUGCUCUGGCACCGGAACCCCAGGGCCGGCCUGAAGCAGGUGCCUCUGUCUGCCAGAGCGGCGUGGAAGGCGCUGAGGUGGGGCCGGUGGAACGGCCCCGGAGCGAUGGGACGGCGCCGCCUGGGUCUGGAGACCCAGCGGAGGCUGUCGCGGCGAGCCCGCCAGCAAUGGCCCGGGCGGAGCAGCGCGAGGCGGAGAAGAGAGUCCAGGAGGACAACGAGGAGGUGGAGACCAAAGCGGUGGGGACGUCACCUGACGGAAGGUUCCUCAAGUUUGACAUCGAGAUCGGAAGAGGGUCCUUCAAAACCGUCUACAAGGGUCUAGACACCGAGACCACGGUGGAGGUGGCCUGGUGCGAGCUGCAGGACCGGAAGCUGUCCAAGUCGGAGCGCCAGCGCUUCAAGGAAGAGGCGGGAAUGUUGAAGGGGCUCCAGCAUCCCAACAUCGUCCGCUUCUACGACUCGUGGGAAGGUCCGUGUAAAGGACGCAAGUGCAUCGUCCUGGUGACCGAGCUCAUGACCUCGGGGACGCUGAAGACCUACCUCAAGCGCUUCAAAGUGAUGAAGAUCAAAGUGCUGCGGUCCUGGUGUCGUCAGAUCCUGAAGGGGCUCCACUUCCUGCACACCCGCACCCCCCCCAUCAUCCACCGGGACCUCAAGUGCGACAACAUCUUCAUCACCGGUCCCACCGGCUCGGUCAAGAUCGGGGACCUGGGUCUGGCCACGCUGAAGAGGGCCUCCUUCGCCAAGAGCGUCAUCGGAACCCCGGAGUUCAUGGCUCCAGAGAUGUACGAGGAGAAAUACGACGAGUCGGUGGACGUCUACGCCUUCGGCAUGUGCAUGCUGGAGAUGGCCACGUCCGAGUACCCGUACUCCGAGUGCCAGAACGCCGCGCAGAUCUACAAGCGUGUCACCAGCGGAGUGAAGCCUGGAAGCUUUGACAAAGUAGCAAUCCCUGAGGUCAAAGAGAUCAUCGAUGGCUGUAUCAGGAGCAAUAAAGAUGAGAGGUACUCCAUCAAGGUGCUGCUGAACCACGCCUUCUUCCAGGAGGACUCGGGGGUCCGAGUGGAGCUGGCUGAAGAGGACGAUGGGGAGAUGGUCGCCAUCAAGCUGUGGCUGCGGAUAGAAGACGCCAGGAAGCUCAAGGGGAAGUACAAAGACAACGAAGCCAUCGAGUUUUCCUUCGACGUGAACAAGGAUGUUCCUGAAGACGUUGCUCAGGAGAUGGUGGAGUCGGGCUUUGUUGCCGAGGGCGACCACAAGACCAUGACCAAAGCCAUCAAAGACAGGGUUUCUCUGAUCCUGAGGAAGCGACGGCAGCAGGAGGCCACGCCCACUCAGCCACAGUUGGAGGCUGAAGACACAGACGGGGAUCAGCCAGCCGCCGCCUCCCUCAGUGCUGAAGGGGGCGCUGACAGCGGCCAGGCCUCCUCCCUGCUGUCACCAGAAUCCUGCGCCCCGCCCCAGCCUUCAUGUGGUCGCAGUCGCAGCCUGUCUGUGUGUUUCCCUCCUGUCUCCCUCGCGCUGCACCCCACCCCUCCCCCGUCCUCGCCAUCAUCCUUCGCUGGCCGCCUGUCUAAAGCCCUGGAGUCGGUCUCGUCCCUGAAGGUGGGACCUUCUGUGCCCAGAUCCAGGCAGAGGAGGUCCAGCCUGCCCGUGGUGGUGGCGCCCCCUUUGCUCCGCCCGGUCACUGCAGGAGCUGGCAGCGUGGAGAGCCCCGCUCCCCUCUUCCCCCCCAUCCCUGAGCGGCCACUCUGUUUCUCCCCCCCGCCCGCCCCCCCUCCGAGGGCCUACAGUGGCCAGAGGCGCAAGAGCACGUCAGUUCUGGAGGCUCCCACGCGGCACCUCCAGCCGCACUACACGCUGCUGCACCCUGGUGCCGGCGUGGAGGCGCUGGACAGCCCCACGCUCUUCAGGCCGUACGUGCACCCGGGACCGGAGGACAUGGUCAGGAGACUCAGUCUCAGUCAGGCCGCUCUGCUGGGGUACCCCCUCCCCACGCACCCUCUGGCCCAGCUGACCUUUCACCUCCAGAGAUCCGGACUUCUGGAGCCUGGCCUUCAAGCACAGACAGGCUACCUGCACUCCCACCUGCUCCAGAGGCUGACCCCCCUGUGUGGCCCCCCAGACUGCUGCUAUGGUCCGGCCCCCCCCGCCACCUCCUUAUCCAUGCCACCAGCCGAGGCCCCGCCCCCUGCACCUGUGGUCAGCAACCCCAGUGGUCUGGCGUCUCGACUGCUCCCAGCCCGGCGGGGCUCGAAGGACCAACCUGUGGAGGAUGCCCUGGGUCCGGCCCGCCUGCAGCCUGUCACAGAGGAGCUGUGGUCUCAUGUGGGCUCAGAGCGUUGGGUCCCUGCUGUCAGUGGCUGGGUGGACUCGCCUGAGCCAUACUGCCACGACUGCUGCCUCCGCCACGCCCCGCUGCAACCACCAGCCUCUGAGCCAGAGGCCCCGGGCCCCGCCCCCCUGCCACCACACUUACCACCGGCCUCUGUGGGCCCCAAGCCUGCAGGCUCCUCCUCCUCCACCCUCCUCCAGCUCCUCCCCCCCUCAGCAGUCGGCUGUGGCUCCUCCUCUUCCUCGCCUCUCCGUUGCCAUGCCGACGGCCUCUCCUCCUGUCUCCCCGGUGGGGGCGGAGUCUGUUUCUUCUUCUCCUGCACCCGUCAUCAGUGUAGUCCCACCCUCGGACCCCUGUGCCCAGUGGUGUCAGCCCUCGGACUCCGCCUACGUUCAGCUUCAGCCUCCGCCAGCCCAGUCUUCAGUGGAGAGGUCCUCCUCACGCACACACACACUCACACGCACGUCCCGCUGCACUCCAACACUCACACUGGUGUGUUCGCCAGCGGCCAGUCGGAGGCGUCGGGGCUGAGCGACGGGAACGAGGGUCAGGAGGGUCGCUCGCUCAGGAGGCCCCAGAGACGGUCAGCGAGGAGCCGCUCGCGCCAGGAGCAGCUCUGCAGAGCCAAGCUCAACGUGCUGAGCAUCUGCAGCUGCGGUGACCGCGUGGCCGAGUGUCAGCUGGAGACGCACAACAGCAAGAUGGUGACCUUCAGGUUUGACCUGGACGGAGACAACCCGGAGGAGAUCGCCCAGAUCAUGGUCCAGAGCGGGUUCAUCCUGGAGACCGAGAGAGACUCGUUUGUCGAGCAGGUCCGGGAGGUCAUUGAGAAGGCGGACGAUUCGGUGCAGAUGAUGGCGGCUCGCGGGGACCAGAAGAUCCCCACCAUCCUGCUGCCGCUGCACGACACGCCCCCGAGUGGCGCCGCGCAGGUGGUUCACUCGGCGGGUCGCAAAUUCAUCGUGAGCCCCGUCCUGGAGCCGCGGCCGCGGGGGCCCGGAGGAGCGGACACGCCUGGCUCUGGAGCGGCUGAGGGUCCAGGUCCGGAAGGGUCUCAGCCCCAGAGCUCCUCGGCUCAAAGUCCGUCCCUGUCAGAAGUGGCUGAGCCUAAGAUCCCAAGCAGCUCCAGCCCCACCCCUCCGGACCCUGCCGGGCCUGACCGUGGUGCGGAGGGGCAGCCGGGUCCUGGUCCAGCCUCCCCCGCCCCUUCUCCCGCCCAGGUGUCCUCUGAUCCCAGCCACGCCCCAGAACUUCCGCCGAGCCCGCCCUCGUCCUGCUCCUCGGACGUGUCCAUGGCUCCUCCCCACUGUGAGGACUGCGAGCCCAGGUGCGAAGAGUCGGCUGAGUCUCCCGAGAAACCCGACGACAUUCAGACUCUGGAGAAGAAGCUACGCUCCUUGUUCAUGGACCCGGGCGGGGCGGGGGCCGGCCUGGUCUCCGGAGAACCCCCCGCCGAACCCUCCUCCCCUGCAGCUCCUGGCUCUACCUCUGUCACACACGUUACCUCGCCGACCCAAGCUCCGGAAGCUGUGGGGUCCACUGCCACGGCGGCCGGUGGGACGCCGACCUCCGUCCAGAACACUCCACCUCGAGCCCCCCUGACCAGAGCCCCAGUGAGUUCUCCUGCUGAGCUGCUGCCCCCCGUCACUGGACCUCCUCUCAUUCAGCAGCCUCUGGAAGAUCUGGACGCCCAGCUGAGGAGAGCUCUGAGUCCAGAGCCUGUCAGCACACACACACAGGGUCUCAGCAGCCUCUCGUCUCCGGAGCAACCAGAGGAGGACUCACCGGCUCCUCCAGCGGUUCCUCCCAUGGUUCCACCACACGUUCCUCCUGGAGGAGUCAGACUGGGAAGGUUUCAGGUGUUGUUAGCCACUGAGGAGCGAGUGCAUCCUGCCUGCUCCUCCUCCACCUCCUCCUCUUCCUCCUCCUCCUCACUCUCUAGUCCGGAGAGCACGCUGCACAAGGAGUCUUGGUCUCCUCGCAGGACAGCAGGAGGUGGAGUGACGCUGGAGAAGUCACAGAAGAGCCCAGCACACCUGCCCCCUCCCUCCAGACAGCCCACCACCAUCGGCCGUUUCCAGGUGAGCUCCAGCCAGGAGGCCCUGGUGGGACGCUUCUGCGUCAGCCGGGCUGAGGGGCCAGCUCCUGCUGCCCAGAGCACAGGAGCUUCCAACGGUCUGGACAGUGGAGAUGGUGUCCGCCCUGGUCCAGACCUGUCCGCCAGAGCUUCUCAAGCAACUCCCAACAGCUCCUAUCCCAGCAGCGACAACGACUCGGACUUGGAAGAUGACGACCUGAAGAGAGAAGUGAACCGCCUGAGAGACAAACACAUGCGUGAGCUCCAGGCUCUUCACUCCCGUCAGAAGGAGGAGAUCGAGCUGGUGUUCACCCGAGCUGGAAAGGUUCCUCCCGUCACUGUCCUGCCUCCCACCUCUGCCCUCUGUAGGAGGAGACGACCCACCAAGACUAAGUCUUCCAAGUCUGCCAGGACCGCCCGAAGUCCUCAGCAGCAUCCAGGUCUCCCAGGGCUCUUGACACUUACCGGCCCAGGUGACCCAGGAGGCUCCGCCCACCAGCCAUCAAGCUCUUUUGUCCAUAAGGUGGUGCUCCCCCUCCCCCGCCUGUCUGCUCCUCUCUCAGGUGAACGUUCAAGAUGGAGGACGCCUCCAUCCUCUCAUGUUCUCUCUCAACCCCAAGGUUGGAAACAGUCGGGUUCUGUUCCUAGUCAGUCCAGCAGGAGAACCUUCUCACUGAGUCGCAACCUUUGGAAGUUGGUGAAGAACGUUUUUCCCUGCAGCCAGCUUUGUAGGAGCAGCAGCUCAGGUGUGGUCUGUGGCCAGGUGGGUCGAGCUCAACACCAGAAGAAGGUCAGCGCUGCCGACCUCCCUGAGGUGGUGGACACUCGGACCGGAGGCGCCAUCGACUCGUCGCAGGUGGUCCAGUCACACUCUGGAGGCUGCGACCCGUCCAGGGCUCCCUCCCAGCCACUGCAGAUCCUGCGGGUCCUGCCAGCCCAUGGGGCGCAGUGGUCAGGACCUUCCUGAGCAGAGACCUCAACCCCUCAGUGUGCUACACCCAAGGACAUUCAGGUCUCCCCAAGACAGAGCUUCUGCCUGGUGACCCCGAACCCUAACCUGUGUGGGACUGGAGACAGCUCUGGACUGUACCAGGAGAGUCACCCUCCUCUUCCGUCCUCCUCCAUCUUCUCCACCCUCUUCCUCCAUCAUCUCCACCCUCCUCCUCCUCCGUCCUCCUCCAUCUUCUCCACCCUCUUCCUUCACCCUCUCCACCCCCCUCCUCCUCCUCCGUCCUCCUCCAUCUUCUCCACCCUCUUCCUCCAUCAUCUCCACCCUCCUCCUCCUCCGUCCUCCUCCAUCUUCUCCACCCUCUUCCUCCAUCAUCUCCACCCUCCUCCUCCUCCGUCCUCCUCCAUCUUCUCCACCCUCUUCCUUCACCCUCUCCACCCUCCUCCUCCACCCUCUUCCUCCAUCAUCUCCACCCUCUCCACCCUCUUCCUCCAUCAUCUCCACCCUCCUCCUCCAUCAUCUCCACCCUCUUCCUCCAUCAUCUCCACCCUCUUCCUCCAUCAUCUCCACUCUCCUCCUCCAUCAUCUCCACCCUCCUCCUCCAUCAUCUCCACCCUCUUCCUCCAUCAUCUCCACCCUCCUCCUCCAUCAUCUCCACCCUCUUCCUCCAUCAUCUCCACCCUCCUCCUCCAUCAUCUCCACCCUCUUCCUCCAUCAUCUCCACCCUCUCCACCCUCUUCCUCCAUCAUCUCCACCCUCUUCCUCCAUCAUCUCCACUCUCCUCCUCCAUCAUCUCCACCCUCCUCCUCCAUCAUCUCCACCCUCUUCCUCCAUCAUCUCCACCCUCCUCCUCCAUCAUCUCCACCCUCUUCCUCCAUCAUCUCCACCCUCGUCCUCCAUCAUCUACACCCUCCUCCUCCAUCAUCUCCACCCUCCUCCUCCAUCAUCUCCACCCUCCUCCUCCACCCUCCUCCUCCAUCAUCUCCACCCUCCUCCUCCUCCUCUCCUCUCCUCUCCUCCUCCUCCAUCAUCUCCACCCUCCUCCUCCAUCAUCUCCACCCUCCUCCAUCAUCUCCUCUCCUCCUCCUCCAUCAUCUCCACCCUCUUCCUCCAUCAUCUCCACCCUCCUCCUCCAUCAUCUCCACCCUCCUCCUCCAUCAUCUCCACCCUCCUCCUCCUGUUGUUUACAAGACUCCAUGAGCACA